AUGGGGGAAAGCGGCGGCGGUGGUGGUUGUUGUCCGCCGAUGGAUCUGAUGCGGUCAGAGCCGAUGCAACUUGUUCAACUCAUUGUUCCCAUGGAAUCGGCUCACCUUACCGUCUCUUACCUUGGGGAUCUCGGACUCGUGCAAUUCAAAGACCUUAAUUCAGAGAAGAGCCCAUUUCAACGUACUUAUGCAGCUCAGAUAAAAAGAUGUGGAGAGAUGGCACGGAAGAUACGUUUCUUCAAAGAUCAAAUGUCAAAAGCAGGAGUUUUAGCCAAGGAUCUGGUUGAGAAAGAAAAUGAUAUCGACUUGGAUGAUGUAGAGGUAAGGCUUGGAGAGCUAGAAGCUGAACUUGUUGAAAUCAAUGCUAAUAACGACAAGUUGCAGCGAUCCUAUAAUGAACUUAUGGAGUACAAGUUAGUUCUUCAGAAGGCUGGUGACUUCUUUUCUUCUGCUCAUAGAAGUGCCACGGCUCAACAGACAGAGGCUGAAUCACCACGAGCGGGUGCAGAUCUGCUGGAGUCUCCUUUGUUGCAGGAAGAGAAGAUUGAUUCAACAAAGCAAGUGAAACUUGGAUUUCUCACCGGGUUAGUGCCUCGUGAAAAGUCUAUGGUGUUUGAGAGGAUUCUAUUCCGUGCUACUAGGGGAAACAUCUUUACUCGUCAGUCUGUAAUCGAGGAGCCGGUCAUUGAUCCCAACUCUGGGGAGAAGGCUGAGAAAAAUGUUUUUGUUGUCUUCUUCUCCGGGGAAAGAGCAAAAAGCAAAAUUCUUAAAAUUUGUGAAGCUUUUGGGGCCAAUCGUUAUCCUUUCAGUGAGGACCUUGGAAAACAAGCUCAAAUGAUAACCGAGGUUUCCGGUCGAUUAACAGAGCUUAAAACUACCAUAGAUGCUGGUUUAGGACAACGUAACAUUUUGUUGGAGACCAUUGGAUCUAAGUUUGAGCUAUGGAACCUCAAGGUACGCAAAGAGAAAGCUAUCUAUCAUACUUUGAACAUGCUUAGUCUUGACGUGACUAAGAAGUGCCUUGUGGCCGAGGGCUGGAGUCCUGUUUUUGCAUCAAAAGAAAUACAAGAUGCAUUAGAGCGUGCUGCAGUUGACUCCAAUUCCCAAGUUGGAUCAAUAUUCCAGGUUCUGAGGACCAAAGAGUUGCCACCAACUUAUUUCCGCACAAACAAAUUUACUUCUGCAAUCCAGGAUAUUGUUGAUGCGUAUGGUGUGGCCAAGUAUCAGGAAGCCAAUCCGGGUGUAUUCACAAUCGUCACAUUCCCCUUCCUUUUCGCUGUUAUGUUUGGUGAUUGGGGGCAUGGAAUAUGUUUGCUGCUUGCAACGAUGUACUUGAUAGUGAGGGAAAAGAAACUUGCCAGCCAGAAACUAGGGGAUAUCAUGGAAAUGGCGUUUGGUGGCCGUUAUGUCAUUAUGAUGAUGUCACUCUUCUCAAUAUACACUGGUUUUAUCUACAACGAGUUCUUCUCUAUUGCAUUGCCAUUGUUUGCUCCCUCGGCAUAUGAUUGCCGUGAUGCCUCAUGCAGCGAGGCUACAACAAUUGGUUUGAUAAAGGUCCGGGACACUUAUCCGUUUGGUCUAGAUCCAGUGUGGCAUGGUAGCCGCAGCGAGCUGCCGUUCCUGAACUCGCUGAAGAUGAAAAUGUCAAUCCUUCUGGGAGUUUCUCAAAUGAAUCUCGGAAUCAUUAUGAGCUUCUUCAAUGCAAUAUUCUUCAAAUCGAAAGUAAAUAUAUGGUUCCAGUUCGUUCCCCAGAUGAUAUUCUUGAACAGUUUGUUUGGCUAUCUCUCGGCCCUCAUCAUCAUAAAGUGGUGCACUGGAUCUCAAGCAGAUUUGUAUCAUGUAAUGAUAUACAUGUUCCUGAGCCCAACCGAUGAGCUAGGAGAGAAUCAGCUUUUUCCUCACCAGAAAACAGUGCAGCUUGUGCUUCUCUUUCUGGCUCUUGUUUCUGUUCCGUGUAUGUUGCUUCCAAAGCCGUUCAUCUUGAAGAAACAACAUGAAGCUAGGCAUCAAGGUGAGUCAUACGCACCUCUUGAGGAGACAGAUGAGAGUCUUCAUGUAGAGACAAACGGAGGAGGAUCCCAUGGGCACGAGGAGUUUGAAUUCAGCGAGAUAUUUGUGCAUCAGUUGAUUCACACCAUAGAGUUUGUGCUUGGAGCUGUUUCCAACACCGCUUCUUACCUGCGUCUAUGGGCUCUCAGUCUUGCCCACUCAGAGCUAUCAUCAGUCUUCUAUGAGAAGGUCCUCCUCCUCGCUUGGGGUUACAACAAUGUGUUGAUCCUGAUCGUUGGAAUACUCGUCUUCGUAUUCGCCACCGUGGGAGUCUUGCUGGUGAUGGAGACACUAAGCGCGUUCCUUCACGCGUUGCGUCUCCACUGGGUUGAGUUUCAGAACAAAUUCUACGAAGGUGACGGUUACAAGUUCGCUCCUUUCACUUUCAUUCUCACCGGAAACGAAGACGAGUGA
Molecule: messenger RNA, 2463 nt
Organism: Microthlaspi erraticum
Lineage: Eukaryota; Viridiplantae; Streptophyta; Magnoliopsida; Brassicales; Brassicaceae
Source: the annotation of a GenBank genome assembly